Molecule: messenger RNA, 2514 nt
Organism: Rotaria sp. Silwood2
Lineage: Eukaryota; Metazoa; Rotifera; Eurotatoria; Philodinida; Philodinidae
Source: the annotation of a GenBank genome assembly
AUGGCAGAGUCGACAUCACGAGCUAUAUCUCGUUCACCACAUAGACUUGAAUAUACAUCAUGCAUUGAUACAACGAUAUCGUCAUCAACAUCAAUGACAACACGUGGAAAUAUAAAUGCUCAUUCAAGUUUUGAUUUUAUUAGUCAAACACGUGAUUGUGAUACUUCAAUAAUUAGAAAUUGUGAUCAUCGUACUAAGCCUCAUCGGCCACUUGGACGUGAUUUACGUCGAUUAGAUAUCGAUUCAAAUAAUCAUAGUAUAGAAGUAAAUAAUAAAAAAUUAGCUCGAACGGAAUCAAUUUCAUUACCAACGACGCCAGUUGAACAGAUAUCUUCAACAUUUAAUCAUAAGUGUCAUCUAUUAGUGCCAGGAUCAUUAAAUAAUAAUGAAGAUGAUGAUGAAAAUGAACAACAUUUUCAUUUUACACCCUCAAGAAAAUGUAGAAUUCCUGCACCAGAACAAGUAACAAUUGAAUCAAUAUCAAAUUCUAACAGAACUCAACAAUCUGCAUCAUUAUCUUCCUUAUCAUCAUCAUCAGAAUCAAACAUUCCAUUUACAAUUGGAGUCGAUUGGACUGAUCAAGCAUAUCCAAUAUCACAUUGUUGGUUUCCAUAUAAUCCAACUGAUCCUUCUUCAGCUCCAGCAUGUUCUUUUUUAUCUUGUCAAAAUCCCAAACCAACACUUGUAUUAUCACUUGUUCAAUGUGAAUCCUGUUUAAUCGUUGUACAUACUCAUCAUCUUUCAAAUUUACGAACAACAAAAUCAAAUAUAACAAAGUAUAUGCCAUCAUGUCGUCCUUCAUUUUGUGAUGACAAUGAUAAUGCUGGAAAAAAUAAGCAUGAUCGACAUUUUUGGUCUAAUAUAUCAAUACUUGCUAAGCCUUGUACUAGUUGUAAACGAAAAUCAAUGUCAAAUUCUCUAUUUGGUAAUUCUCGAGCAUCUCCAGUGCCAACAUCAGAUAUAAUGACUAAAGGUAUAAGUAAUAAUAAAAGUCCAGUGCCUGGCAGUCCACAAUUGUCUGGAACAGCAGGUGGUCUUCAAUGUUUAUGGUGUUCCCGUGGUUAUCAUAGACAAUGUUGGGAGCAAAUAUCUAAUCAAGAUGAUAAAAAUAAAUGUGAUUAUGGAGUAUUUAGAAAGAUAAUUGUUCGACCGCAAUGGAUACAUCGUAUUCCUGGUUCUUCAUCAAAUUUUCGUGCACAAAAUCCUUCGAAUAAUGAUAAUCAACAUGAUACAAUCUAUACUCCAUUACUUUUAUUUAUAAAUAAACGUUCUGGUGGUCAAAGUGGUGAAAAAAUCUAUCGAAAAUUAUUACAUCUAUUAAACCCUCGUCAAGUAUUUUUACUUGAUAAUGAUCAAACUAUAAUUAAUGCAUUAGAUAUAUAUUCAUCAUUAUCAAAUAUUCGUAUAUGCGUAUUUGGGGGUGAUGGAACAGUUGGUUGGGUAUUAGGUCGUUUAGCUGAAUCAUAUCCAUCAUUAAAUAAUCCGCCUGUAUCUAUAUGUCCAUUAGGUACAGGCAAUGAUUUAUCUCGAGUAUUAUUAUGGGGUGAACAAUAUGAUCCAAAACGUCUAUUAUCAACAUUAACACAAAUUCCUCAAGCGCAACCAAUAGCACUUGAUCGUUGGCAAGUAGCAAUGGAACAAUUAGAUGUAGCAAAUUCAAAUAUAAAUCCAAAUAAUGGAAGAACAUUUUUGUCAUUUAUAACACAUCCAAAAUUUAUUCGUGAUACAAAACGUCCAUCAUAUCAAAAUCAUCGUACAUUACCAACUACACGUUUUAUCAAUUAUAUGAGUUUCGGUUUAGAUGCAGCUAUAGCAUUAGAAUUUCAUGAUAGACGAUCACGUGAUCCGGCGAAAUUUUCAUCCCCAUUAAAAAAUAAAUUAAUGUAUUUAAAUGAAAGUCGAAAAUAUUUAAAUGAUUUUGCACGUUCAAAAUUAUGGAAUUUAAGUUCAUAUAUACGUUUAAUAUGUGAUGGAGAAAAUUUAACAGAUUCGAUUAAAAAUUGUCAUACAUUACUUGUAUUAAACAUUCCUGGCUAUGCAUCUGGGACAAACCCAUGGGGAAAACCAUCAACUAAUACAUCAUCAUCAUCUCCAUCAAUAACUAUACAAAAAGAUUCGGAUUCAUUUGAACAAAUUUCAACAAGUUCUGUUGAGUUAAAUGAUUUACCAGCUAAUGCACAUGAAGUUUAUGAAUUAAUUGCAUUAAACGAUUGUCCAAAUGAUCAAGUUAAUUCAUCAUCAUCAACAACAGUUAAUAAUGCAACUGGUCGUUUUGAACGACAAGAUUUUGGUGAUAAAAAAAUUGAAGUUGUAGGUUUAAGUACAACACAUAUGGCUACAAUACAUAUUGGUUUUCGUGGCAUGCGUAUAGCACAAUGUAGUCAGUUACGUAUUGAAUUAUGUUGUCCUAUGACAGCACAAAUGGAUGGCGAACCAUUUUAUUUACCAGAAUCCGUUGCUGUAAAUAUCACACAUGCGGGUCAAGUGUUGGUAUUACGCAAUGAAAACAGAUAA